AUGCUGUCGGUCCCCGAGAUGCGGCCCGAGUCUCCGCCGCGUCGGCCCUCGAGGCUUCCUCGCUCAGGUCCUCUGGGAGCUGCGGCGCUGAAGAGGGACGAGAAACAGUUCUCCCCGGACACGGCCGGCCUCGCCUCGCCGACAGCCGAAAAGAAGGAAAAAACCCAGAAGAAAGAGAACGAGGACGUCGAACCGAUAAACGACUGGGGAAUCGCCAAGACACACAGCCUUGAAACACAACUGGAAGCUCUCACUGGAGAAGUCCGGGAUUUGACGAUUCGGGUCCAGGCCGAAGAGGAGAUGAAAGACCUUCUCCACUCUCAGCUCAAUGAAGCCUAUGAGCAACUCGCUUACGCUCGAUCCGAGCAGGGCGCUCGAGGCUUCGCUGGCACGCGGGCGGCGCGCGUGCGCGGCAUGCGCGGCCCAAACUGCCCGCCUGCAGUGGAGUCGAGGUGGAUGGAGCCGGAGCAUCCCAUCGCGUUGGCUACGAUGAAGUCCCAGCAGGACAUCGAGUUGCUCCUGGAGGAAGAACGUGCGCGCCGGCACACGAUGAUGGAGCAAUACGAGAGACACUUGAAGUUGCUGCGGAACAACCACCAGAAGGAGAAGCUGGAGACGAAGAAGACCGUUCUGAGUCAAGUCGAGUUUCUCAUCAAGAAGUACCGACGACUCGCUUCGGACGCCGUCGCGAUGGCAAAGAGAGAACGCGCACGCGUGGCCGAAGAACGGAAGAAGGCGCGACAGUUGGCCGAGAACGCGUGCAAAAACUUCGAGGCCGAUUUAAAGGGGCGAACGAAGACCGCUCUCGAGCAGUAUCGCAAGCUCGUCCAGGAGGCGCACACGGCCGCGAAGCAGGAACGCGAGGAACUUCACAACAAAUGCAAGGAGCUCCAGGAGACAGUUGACAACGAGAGGCGAGAAUUCGACACACUGAUCGUGCGAGAGGCAGAAGCGAAGAUGGCGAAGUUCCGCGCGAGCUACGCCCGCGUCAAGCAGCAGGUGGAAGAAGAGCGCCGGCGUUACGGGAUGAUGAUGCAGGAAAUUGCGAGACGCGUCGAGCGGGAAUGCGCUGAGUACGAGGAGUUUGUUAUCAGCGCGAUGAAGGAGCUUCUCGACAGCAAAGGCGUCGACAUGACUGAGGCGGCGAUCCGAGACUAUUUUCAGAAGAAACGCGAAGAACUGCGUGCUGAGGACAAGGGCGACUCCGUGGCCUCAGCGGGACUGCUCACCGUCAAGUAUUGCUUUCAAGCCGCCGCCCCCGAGUCUCUCAAAUGA
Messenger RNA from Neospora caninum, 1275 nucleotides. RefSeq lists its product as hypothetical. NCBI's taxonomy places the organism in Eukaryota, Apicomplexa, Conoidasida, Eucoccidiorida, Sarcocystidae. The transcript has 11 exons. The coding region runs from base 1 to 1275 and encodes 424 amino acids. The record is from RefSeq and is a predicted model, not a curated record.